CUUUGGCGGUUGCCCCGUCCGCAUUUCACAUGUUCGGUUCCUGUCGCCCUCAGAGUAACCAGAAAAAUGCUUUCGAAGAGCAGCUGAAUCACUGGCGCAUAGGCUAAGGCGGCCUAGCUACUCCCACAUCUGUGGCCCUCAGGAUGUGUCCGUCAGACCAGCUACAAGAUUACAGUAAUCUCCACCCGCUGCACUACCGCCAAGUGAAGCUGAAGCAUCGGACGAGCGAGAGGCGUGCGCUCCCAAGCUCUCGCCAAUGGCCCCCGCCGGCGAGCACACGGUGCCCCUGCUCGCCGAGGUCUCAUUCUCACCCCCCUCCGCAGCUCGUCGCAGCGGAGGCGUACACCGCCGACGGGUCCCUUGAUUUCGACGGCAACCGGGCGCUGAGGAGUCGCACGGGUGGAUGGCGCGCAUGCCGCGCGGUUCUUGGCACCGAGUUCUGCUACUGCCUGGCCUUCUACGGCAUCUCCUACAACCUCGUCACCUACCUCACCGGCGUCCUGGGCCAGAGCAACGUCGCCGCGGCGAGGAACGUGUCCACCUGGCAGGCCACCUGCUUCCUCAUGCCCCUCGGCGGCGCCGUCGUCGCCGACUCCUACUGCGGAAGGUACCGCACCAUGGUCGUCUCCUGCUUCAUCGGCGUCGCAGGCAUGCUCAUGACAGCGUUCUCGGCGUACCUGCCGCUGCUCGUCGAGAAGGGCGUGUCGUUCAGAGGCCUCACCUCCUCCAACAUCGUGCCGGUCCAGGAGUUCAUCUUGUUUCUCGGCCUCUACAUGAUUGCCGUCGGGUUGGGCGGACUCCGGCCGUGCCUCAUGUCCUUCGGCGCCGACCAGUUCGACGACGGCGACCCGUCGGAGCGCGCCACCAAGGGCUCCUUCUUCAACUGGUACCUGUUCAACAUGAGCUGCGCGUCGCUGAUAUCCGGCACCGCCAUCGUGUGGGUGCAGGAUCGUUACGGCUGGGCGCUGGGCCUCACCGUCCCGGCGGUCGUCCUGGCCGUCGGGCUUUCUUGCCUGGUCGCGGCGUCACGGACGUACAGGUUCCAACGAACUCGCGGCAGCCCGCUCACCAGAGUGUGCCAGGUCGUGGUUGCUGCCGUGAGGAAGUCCUGCGUCGAGCUGCCGGCCGAUAGCUCUCUGCUCUACAACAUGCCGGAAGACGACCUCGCCAUGAAGGGUGCUCAGAGGAUCGAACACACCUCUGAUCUCCGAUUCUUCGACAAGGCCGCCAUUGUCGUGGCUUCGGACAAGGAGGCGUCCGCGCCGGCGCGGAGCAGCCCGUGGAGACUCUGCGCCGUGACGCAGGUCGAGGAGCUCAAGAUUCUCGUGCGGAUGCUGCCGCUCUGGGCGACCGUCGUCUUCUUCUAUGCCGUGUCGGUGCAGGUCUCGUCGACAUUCGUGGAGCAAGGCAGGGCGAUGGACGCCAUCGUCGGCUCCGUGCGCGUCCCGCCCGCGUCCAUGUCCACCUUCGAUAUAAUCACCAUCAUCGUCCUGGUCCCUCUCUACGACCGGGUCUUCGUUCCGGCGGCAAGAAGGCUCACCGGGAGAGAGAAGGGCAUCUCGGAGCUGCAGAGGAUCGGUGCCGGCCUCGCCAUGCCCGUGCUCGCCAUGGCCGCCGCGGCGCUUCUAGAGACGGCGCGCCUCCGCGCGGCGAAGGCGGCGCCCCUGGCGCCAAACUCGACGAGCGUGCUGUGGCAGGCGCCGCAGUACGCGCUGGUGGGCGUGGGCCAGCUGCUCACCACCAUUGGGCAGCUCGACUUCUUCUACAGCCAGGCGCCGGCCGCCAUGAAGACCGUGUGCACGGCGCUCGGGCUCCUCGCGGUAGCGGCCGGUGGCUACCUGAGCUCCUUCCUACUGACGGCCGUGCAGUGGGCGACGGCGACCGGCGACAAACCGGGGUGGAUCCCCGACGACCUGAACGAAGGUCAUCUGGAUCGCUUCUUCUGGAUGAUGGCCGGACUUGGUUGCCUAAAUCUGAUCGCGUACUGGAGCUGCGCCAGGAGGUACAAAUACAGGAAGGGUUGCUGAUUUUUUAUUUUUUUCAAAUGCUCACCGUGGCAGAGAUUUUUUUUUCAGCGGACGGUGCAUGAAUUGCCCAAGACAAUGCACAGCAAAAGAGAAAUGCCUGGAAAAAAGAUCAGCAAUAGUGAACCUUUUGAAGAAAUGCCUCAAAAAAUCAGCAAUAGAUAACAUUUCUAGUAA
This is a messenger RNA of Hordeum vulgare subsp. vulgare (domesticated barley), 2201 nucleotides long. Its product is annotated as protein NRT1/ PTR FAMILY 8.3-like. Gene Ontology annotation, biological process: transmembrane transport. The transcript has 5 exons. The record is from RefSeq and is a predicted model, not a curated record. NCBI's taxonomy places the organism in Eukaryota, Viridiplantae, Streptophyta, Magnoliopsida, Poales, Poaceae. Gene Ontology annotation, cellular component: membrane. Gene Ontology annotation, molecular function: transmembrane transporter activity. Bases 144 to 2027 code for a protein of 627 amino acids.